Messenger RNA from Microthlaspi erraticum, 1323 nucleotides. The record is from the annotation of a GenBank genome assembly. Lineage: Eukaryota; Viridiplantae; Streptophyta; Magnoliopsida; Brassicales; Brassicaceae.
AUGGAAACUUUAAGCACAAGAACCGAGAAGAAGAUGCAGAAAAAGCUUGAAAGAGAAAACACAGAUACUCAAAAGAAGAAGAAACUGCCCAAUGUCUGGUUUUCGCUGAAGAAAUCUCUCUACUGCAAAUCUGAUCCCUCAGAAGUCCACGACCCGAGAAGAUCCAGAAAAGAGCUCCCUCCAAUAUCCACCAAGAGAACAACAACAACAACCACAACCACUUACCGGUCCGGUUGCUCAAGAUCCAUAGCCAAUCUCAAAGACGUAAUCCACGGAAGCAAACAGCAUUUGGAGAAGCCGACUUGCUCUAGCCCUCGUUCUAUCGGAAGCAGCGAGUUUCUCAAUCCCAUUACUCACGACGUCAUCCUUAGCAACUCCACCUGCGAGCUCAAGAUCACCGGCGCCGGAGACAUCGCCUCCCCCACCGGACCACCGACGAAAUUCGUCGGUACUCCGAGACCUGGCACGCCGGUGAAUUACUCCUCUUCAUACCACCGGAGCCAAGCGUCGAAAAAAGCUUCCUUGGCUGCCUCAGAGAGAAACAGGGAAGGUUUAGGGUUUAACUCAAGCCGGAGAACUUCCGAAGACAUCAAUGGCGGCGAUUACUCUGUUUCUUGCCAUAAAUGCGGCGAGAAGUUUACCAAACUCGAAGCUGCAGAAGCACAUCAUCUCACCAAACACGCCGUGACUGAGCUCAUGGAAGGCGAUUCGUCUCGGAAAAUCGUGGAGAUAAUCUGCAGAACAAGCUGCUUAAAGCCAGAGAACCAAUGCGGGAGAAUCGACCGGAUACUGAAAGUGCACAACAUGCACAAAACCCUAGCGAGGUUCGAGGAAUACAGAGAUGCGGUGAAGAUGAGAGCGAGCAAGCUACAGAAGAAACACCCGAGAUGUAUCGCCGACGGAAACGAGUUGCUCAGGUUCCACGGCACCACCGUGUCGUGCGUUCUCGGAAUAAACGGGUCGACGAGUCUGUGUUCGUCGGACAAGUGCUGCGUUUGCCGGAUAAUACGGAACGGGUUCUCGGCGAAACGGGAGAUGAACAACGGGAUCGGGGUUUUCACGGCGUCGACGAGCGGGAGGGCGUUCGAGUCGAUCGAGAUUGAUGGUUGUGAUGGGACGACGACGGAGAGGAAGGCGUUGAUCGUGUGUCGGGUGAUCGCCGGGAGGGUUCAUCGGCCGGUGGAGAGUUUAGAGGAGAUGGGUGGUUUGAAUGGGUUUGACUCUUUGGCGGGUAAAGUUGGGCUCUACACAAAUGUUGAAGAACUUUAUUUGCUCAAUUCUAGAGCUUUGCUUCCUUGUUUUGUGGUAAUCUGCAAAUCCUAA